AUGACUCUCCCUGACGGUGCCCGCUCGUUAUUUGAAUUGGGAGCCGGCUUCUCACCUUCCGAACCCAUUUCCAAGGUAACCUUGCGUAUGGUUGUAUGUAGUUUACAUGAACUUCAAGAUAGACUCCACACAAAAGCUAGAGAUGAAGCGCGAAAUAGGUGCGAACAACACCAAGUGGGGACAAUACCAGUACCACCAUUACCUCAACCGUUCUUUGGACAACAAGAACACAAUAAUGAAGUUGAUGUUAAUUUUCGGAUGUUUGCGAAUGAAACCCUCAAAGUCCUUAAUCACUAUCACGCGAAAAGAUACAGCUCAAACCACACUCUAGUGCAAAAACGUGGUAUGCGAGCGGUACGAGAGUUGAUGAGGUUGAAAACCAUAAGACUAUGCGUUAGUGGUAAGGGUGGAGAGUUUGUCGUAAUUCCUCAUCAGUUGGAUGUAGAGAUAACGAAAAAGCAUCUUGAAGAUGCUUCACUUUAUCGCCCAUCAUCUGAGAAGGAAUUUAAAAGUAAAUACCGAAAAUUGAACAACGAAUAG
This is a messenger RNA of Angiostrongylus costaricensis, 540 nucleotides long. Lineage: Eukaryota; Metazoa; Nematoda; Chromadorea; Rhabditida; Metastrongylidae. The record is from the annotation of a GenBank genome assembly.